GACGAAGAGGAAGAAAUCAAAUUAGAAAUAAAUGUAUUAAAAAGGGUGAGUACAUUCCUAUGAUCGAUUUUCACUUGUAAACUAGUAAGCAGAAUUAAAAAAAAAUUAAAUGAAAUGAUUUGCUUUUUAACGAAUUUUUGCAGUAUUCGAAUCACAGAAAUAUAGCAACAUAUUAUGGUGCCUUCGUGAAGAAGUCAUCACCAGGGAAAGAUGAUCAGUUGUGGUUGGUUAUGGAAUAUUGCGGAGCUGGCUCCGUUACAGAUCUUGUCAAGUCAACUAAAGGUCAGAGUUUAAAAGAAGAAUGGAUUGCUUAUAUAUCACGGGAGAUAUUGCGAGGUCUUAGUUAUCUUCACAGCAAUAAGGUUAUACACAGGGAUAUCAAAGGACAAAAUGUUUUGUUAACUGAUAAUGCGGAAGUUAAACUUGAAUUAAUCAAUCGUUUAUCCUAUUAUGUUGUAGUUGAUUUUGGCGUUAGUGCACAAUUAGAUCGGACAAUAGGUAGAAGAAAUACAUUUAUUGGAACACCAUAUUGGAUGGCACCAGAAGUAAUAGCCUGUGAUGAAAAUCCUGAUGCUACAUACGAUAAUAGAAGCGAUCUUUGGUCAUUGGGAAUUACCGCUUUAGAAAUGGCUGAAUCACAACCUCCACUUUGUGACCUUCAUCCCAUGCGGGCUUUAUUUCUGAUCCCACGUAAUCCGCCACCAAGACUCAAAUCGAAAAAAUGGGCGAAGAAAUUCCACGGUUUUAUUGAAACGGUUUUAGUAAAAGAUUAUCAUCAACGGCCGUAUACAGAGCAGCUUCUUAAACAUCCGUUUAUUCGGGACCAACCAACCGAAAGACAAGUUAGGAUACAGCUUAAAGAUCAUAUUGAUCGCUGUAAGAAACGUAAACAGGAGAAAGGUAUGAAAGCUCGAGAAACAAGCAAUUCCUGAACUGAAUCUUUGUUAAUCAUUCUAUAUUAUCUGUAUUUGGUCAUGUAGAAAGAGACGAUUACCGAUAUAGUGGUAGUGAGAAUGAGGAAGAUGAACCAGCAUUAGCUGGUGAAGCGUCAUCCAUUGUUCAAGCACCUGGU
Molecule: messenger RNA, 1072 nt
Organism: Heterotrigona itama
Lineage: Eukaryota; Metazoa; Arthropoda; Insecta; Hymenoptera; Apidae
Source: the annotation of a GenBank genome assembly